This is a messenger RNA of Camellia sinensis, 867 nucleotides long. Its product is annotated as putative F-box protein At1g47730. Gene Ontology annotation, molecular function: protein binding. Lineage: Eukaryota; Viridiplantae; Streptophyta; Magnoliopsida; Ericales; Theaceae. The record is from RefSeq and is a predicted model, not a curated record.
AUGACGAUGUUGAUAUCAUCGUCAUCAUCUGUGAAUAUCCCUCUUCAUAUCCUCUUCACCGAGAUCUUCACCAGACUACCUGUCAAGUCUCUCUGCCGAUUCAGGUGCGUCUCUAAAUCAAUCCAAUCUUUAACACUCAACAACAACGACCCUUUCUUUCUGGAUCUCCACCUCUCUCGUUCCCAAACUCGUCCACGAGGCACCACUCUUCUCAUCCCUGCAAUCCGCUCAGGCAAUUCCUAUGAAAUAUUAUCAGCAGAAGUCGAUGGAGGACCACUCACUCACCUCUACACCAUCCCUGGUGGUUAUGAUUGCCAUCAUCGCACCUUCUCUUCCGACGUUAAUGGCUUGCUCUUUUUUUCCGGUGACAGUUAUUCCAACACAUGCCCUUUCGUUUGCAAUCCCACCACCCGACAAUUCCUCAUACUCCCUCCAAUCGAAAGCGGCUAUCAAGUCAUACGUUAUUUUCUUGGCUUUGAUCCAUCCACCAGGAUUUUCAAAGUUGUCAACAUUCACAUUUACCAUGAGUCUGAUAUGAUGGUGUGCCGGGUUUUCACAUUGGGCGGCGACAAUAGUGGUGGUUCAUGGCGGACAAUCCAUCCCGGUUUUCCAUUUGAAGGAUGUGAUUGGUUGAGAAAUUCGAGCAAAAGUGUUUGUUUAAAUGGUGCAAUACAUUGGUUUCUUGAAGCAAAGAAUGUCAUCGUGGCCUUUGACUUGAAAGAUGAGAACUUCUAUAUAAUUCCACUCCCCAACCAUGGCGGUGUUGUUCAACCUCGAUUAUCCGAAACUGUUCUUAUUCAAGUGAAUGGAUUUUUGGCUGUCAUUUGUUACGAUUAUCGUCAUUUUAGUGGAAAGAUGGAGAUGUGA